Molecule: messenger RNA, 3445 nt
Organism: Hyla sarda
Lineage: Eukaryota; Metazoa; Chordata; Amphibia; Anura; Hylidae
Gene: XXYLT1
Product: xyloside xylosyltransferase 1
Exons: 4
Coding region: 140-1261 (373 amino acids)
Molecular function (GO): UDP-xylosyltransferase activity
Source: RefSeq, a predicted model, not a curated record
GGCAGGAAGAAGGCGGGCUCUGAUCUGAUUGGAGGAAAUUGGUUUCUAUCAUGUGAUCUCUCUGCUCGUCCAGCAUGGCUUCUCCCUGUUGCACGGCGGUGCUGAGGGGAGAUGUGUGAGGGUCCGUGUAGACGGUGUGAUGACGGGCAGACUCGUUACCAUGAGGUCCUACCAGGCCGUCCUGCUGCUGGCCGCCGCCCUCACAGUGUUCGCCUACUAUUACCUAGGCUCCGGCAAUGAGAAUUUCUCCAGCACCACUCGGAGGAUGAAAGAAAACAGCGCGCUUCAGGACGUAGAGCUGCUGCCUCCUUCUUCCUCCGAACUGAAGCUGAGCGAGGGCAAGAGCAAGAGUCUGGAGAGCCGGGGGGUGCAGGACUACCACCUGCUCAUCAUGUUCACCAAGGUGGACCGGAGCCCCGGCCUUAGGGAGAAGUUCCAGGUGGCGCUCCGCUCCCUGCUCCGGUACGGCAAGUUCGAGAGCAAUGAGGUGCUGAGCCUCCACUUUGUGGCCGACGAGCCCAGCAAGGAGAUCGGCAAGACUGUGCUCAGAGAGCUGCUGCAGGGGGCCAGCUUCAAGUACAAGGUUAUUUUCCAUGAUGUCAGUACCUUGACGGAGAAGCUCUUUCCAAUAGUAAAAGCCAUGCAGAAGCUGUUCAGUGCUGGCACUGGAACUUACUACAGUGAUUCAAUAUUUUUCCUCUCUGUUGCUCUACACCAGAUAAUGCCAAAAGACAUAUCUCGAAUUAUUCAGCUAGACUUGGAUUUGAAGUUCCAGACCAACAUCAGAGAACUGUUUGAGGAGUUUGAUAACUUUCUCCAGAACGCAGUCAUUGGAAUAGCACAUGAAAUGCAGCCUGUGUACAGACAUACCUUUUGGCAGUACCGUCAUGAGAACCCAAACACUAAGGUCGGCAGUCCUCCACCUGAUGGGAUGCCUGGAUUUAAUAGUGGAGUGAUGCUACUGAACCUAGAAGCCAUGCGACAGUCACAACUUUACAACCAGCUAUUAGAGCCCAAUGCAGUGCAUCUACUUGCAGAAAAAUACCAUUUUAAAGGUCACUUGGGAGAUCAGGACUUCUUCUCCAUGAUUGGAAUGGAGCACCCAGAAUUGUUUUAUGUACUAGACUGUGGCUGGAAUAGGCAACUUUGCACCUGGUGGAAAGAUCACGGCUAUGCUGACAUAUUUAACCUGUAUUACAAAUGUGAAAGCCACAUCAAAAUUAUCCAUGGCAACUGCAAUACUCCAAUACCAGAUGACUAGGGCUCACAGUUAUUUAGAGAUUGUUAUAAAUGGAUAAAGCAAUGGUAAAUGGUACUAUAAUGGAUGGACAUUUAUCUAUUUUUUCACUUUUCAUGUUGUGACCAAUAAUUUUCGUGAAACAAAGGUCCAAAUAAACAUGGCACUAUGUGUUUUAUAGUUUGUAUCUCUCUGAAUAAAUAUUUGAAUUUAUUUCCUCCUAAUAGUGCAAAAGCUCUUUAGAUUUUCGAAAAAAGGGUUUUUCACAUUGGAGAUUUGUCAAAACCCGUCCAGAGGAAAAGUUGCUGAGUUGUCCAUAGCAACCAAUCAGAUCGCUUCUUUCACUUCUCAGAGGCCUUUUCAAAAAUGAAAGAAGCGAUCUGAUUGGUUUCUAUGGGCAACUCAGCAACUUUUCCUCUGGACAGGUUUUGAUAAAUCUCCUCAUUAUGUAUUAAUACAUUUUUACCAAAUCUCAUUGGAUAAUAGAGGAACGCUUUUGGCUGAAAAGUCUAUUUUAUGCGCCUGUACUUCAGUGCCAGUGUUUUUAGUGUACACUAGGUGGGAAAUGUUUCAAUGCUUUUACCAGAAAAGUGGUGAAAAAAAGUUACAAAAUUUUAUGUAACCUGAUCAAUUUUCUGCGAAAACCAUAGAAAAAGUCAAAGAUUUUUGUGCAAAUAAAUGAUUGCUCCAAAAUUUCUGUAUUUGCUAAAACCUACACAAACCUAUAUUGAUAACUUCCCAUCUAGUUGCUUACAUACAAAAACAUACUGUGGAAUGACUGAGGCUGGCUUCAUAUCACGAUUUGAGUGUCUGCAGCACAGAUACGAUUUCAGAAGCUCGAAUCGCCUGAAAUCGUAUAUCUGUGCAGGGACAGAUACUGACAGAUACGGAGCCAUUAGCUAUUAUGGGGCUGCGGACCCGAUCGUAAUCUGCUAAUGACUACGAUCUGGUCAUUUUUUCAGCAUGUCAGAUUUUUGACACGGACUGAAAAUCGUGGCAGACCACAAAGGUCAAAUCGUGGUGUGAAGCCAGCCUAAAAUAAAUACAAUAACCACUUAUUCUAAAUGACUAAAAUAUUGCAACUUUGCUGUUUGAUAUUGAUAUGACCUAAAGUGAAUAUGGACGGAAGUUGUUCAAAUGGGACAAAUGCAAAAUCUGUAGGUAGGCAUCUGUUUAUUCCUUCUGUGUAUGUGGAAGCAGGAAUGUUAAUUUUAAGUAUAAAUACAUCUCCUUUUCUUCAUUUAUAGAACGAUUUUCAAAGUAUUUUAAAUGUUCUGUUGUCUUCUAGUAGAAAUAAACCUGUGUGUAGUGUGAUCCCCCAGGCUUGUGCCAUUUCCUUCAGUCUAAAACUUUCUAAAUAUGCACCCUAACACAGUAUAGAAAGAAAAGGAAUACCACCUGAAUGCCGCAAUAAUCCGCUUUAUUAGUGGUCUGUAACCAAGGUGGUAGGAUAUGUUUAACAUAGGCUGUAUGCAAAGUAAGUUCAUUUUAUUUUAUGCUUCAAAAAUUUUUUUUAGGGAGAAAAGAACAAAGACAAGUUCCAUAGGAUUGAAGAGUAAGACGUGACAUAUCACGCCCCCUCCUGUAGGCUUGCAUUGAGGGGCGGAGCGUGACGUCACACGGGGGCGGAGGCGUGACGUCACACACCGCCGUCACUGUAGUCGCCCGUAAUCAGACCCGGAGCGAACACGCUCCGGGGACAGAUUACAAAUGGGGUGCUGCGUGCAUGAUCACGGUGCCCCCAGCGGUGGGACUCCUGCGAUCAGGCAUCUUAUCCCCUAUCCUUCGGAUAGGGGAUAAGAUGUGUAGGCACCGGAGAACCCCUUUAAUAGUUAUAUGGGAUACAGUAAAUGCUACAGUGUAUUGAAAUAAGGUUAAAAAAAAUAGUUUAUUCUGUAAAGACAAAAAUAUAUAAAGGGUGCAAAUUUUGCCGAUUGACCAGCUCUAGAGUUUAUAUAUCAUGUAUAUUUAAACAUGUAUGUUACACUGUUUAAAUGAGGCCAGAACGUGUCUACGUUUCAGAAAUCGAAGAGUCUCCGAGAUAGGCACUUAAGGAAAAGUAAGCCAGUAUGGUCUUCAAAGUCAAGUAUGCUUAACACUCUAUAACCACCACUAGAGAUGAGCAAAGUUCCAGUAAUUCGAUUCGUCACGGCUCGGUGAUUGCUGACUUUAGCCUGCAUAAAUUAGUUCAGCUUUCAGGUGCUCCGG